Molecule: messenger RNA, 1958 nt
Organism: Adelges cooleyi (spruce gall adelgid)
Lineage: Eukaryota; Metazoa; Arthropoda; Insecta; Hemiptera; Adelgidae
Product: organic cation transporter protein-like
Exons: 10
Coding region: 243-1853 (536 amino acids)
Biological process (GO): transmembrane transport
Cellular component (GO): membrane
Molecular function (GO): transmembrane transporter activity
Source: RefSeq, a predicted model, not a curated record
GUUUAUGGUUUACAGCUACCGGCUAUAAGGUCACCACCAUGCCAUGCGUGCAGUCGUUACAGUAAAGACGGAUCUUGUCAAUUUCUCCGGCGAACACAUUGUGCUUGUGCCCGCGCGAGCGACCACACCGUCACCGCUGCACGCUCUACACCAUCAGUUGAACUGUCGCCGUCGGACAUGCCGAGCUGAGAGUCUCCGGCAACCGCAAUCCAACAUACCUAUUUGCCGUUUCGCUCUCUACCAUGACAGACGACAAAGAAAAGCAAGCCAAAGCUGUUGAAGCACAGGAGGCGGCCGCAAACAAAGAGGUCGACCCCGUACAACGGGCCUUAGGCGAUUUUGGUUGGUGGCAGUUUUGGAUCGCUUUCUCGUUGUCCUUGCUCAAGUUCCCCAUAGCUUGGCAUCAGCUAGCCAUUAUAUUUUUGGCGGCCAAAACGCCAUUCAAAUGCGAGGACGGCUUCGUCCACGCCAACAACACCAUCGGCGACAGGUGUAGUACCCGCGACCCUUUGACGCAUCAGAUAGUGCCGUGCCAACGAUUCGUCUACGAUAGGUCCGUGUUCCAGGAGACCAUAAACACCGAGUGGAAUUUAGUGUGCGGUAGAUACCAAUUGUCCAACGUCGCCCAAUCGGUAUUCAUGCUGGGCGUGUUAAUCGGCAAUGUCUUAUUCGGUGUGUUCGCUGACAAGUACGGCAGAAAGGUACCGAUGAUUUUCUCCAUUGUCUUGUUGCUGGUCGCCGGCGUUGGCACGUCGUUAGCUCCUUGGUACGAGUUGUUCCUUCCGCUCAGAUUCGCCACCGCAAUGGCCAUCGGAGGACUGAUGAUUACCAGCUUCGUACUGACUAUGGAAGUUUUGGGUGGCAAAUGGCGGACGAUAGUGAGCACCUUACAUCACAUUCCGUUCAAUUUAGGACACACGAGCCUGGGCCUCAUAGCGUACUUCAUCAGGGACUGGAGGCAGUUCCAGUUAGCCAUAACGUUGCCGGCUCUGUUUUUCUUCUCGUAUUGGUGGGUGGUUCCGGAAAGUCCACGGUGGCUAUUGGCGAUGGGCAGGAAAAAGGAAGCGUGCAAAAUACUGACCGCCGGCGCUGAACACAACAAGCGGAAAUUGGACAGCGAUUUCGAGAAGUCGAUGAACGUGCCGGCCGAGAAAUCCAACGACAACAAAGCCAACGUGUUCGACUUGUUCAGGACUCCCAACCUGAGGAAAAAAACGCUGGCCGUGUUCUUCAACUGGACGGUGUGCGGCUUGUGUUUCUACGGUCUGGCGCAGUACAUGGGCGAAAUAGGCGGCAACAUAUUCGUCAACGUGGCGUCGUCGGGCCUGAUCGAGCUGCCCGGCGCGUUUUUGUGCAUUUACCUGAUGGAGCAUUUCGGCCGCAGAAACACCCUGCUGUCGGCCAACCUGAUCACGGCCAUGGCGUGCAUACUCAUCACUUUCUUGCCGCAGAACUCCGACGUAGAACACAUCAAGUUUAUACUGGCGUCGUUGGGCAUAGUCGGAUCGUCAAUAGCUUUCCCGACAAUAUACCUUUUCAGCGGCGAGUUGUUCCCGACAGUGGUGCGCAACGUCGGUGUCGGGACGGCGUCCAUGUGUGCCCGAAUAGGCUCCGUCAUCGCACCCUUCGUCUCUUCGCUGGGUAUAUUCAACGUAUACUUACCGCCGUUGGUUUUCGGUACGUUCCCUUUGAUUGGCGCCGUUUUGUGUUUGUUGUUACCCGAGACCCAAGGAAGUCAAUUGCCGGUAACCAUCGAAGACGGAGAAAAUUUUGGCCUCAAAAAAAGUCAACAACCGCCAAAAGCAGCAAAUGGUACGUCCAAUACCGGAUUUGUAGCCGACGAACAGCUGUAAUACGUUCCCAUCAUGUGCAACAUGUCCAUGUAUUACAUUAUUAUUAUUAUUAUUAUUUUAUAGGCUCCCUGUAUUAUUAGUAAUAAAUUGAAAAAUAUGUAUAAA